AUGUUGCUAAAAGUUUUAGGUGUUUCUACAACAUUCAUUUCUAUUUUGGUGUCAAAUUUUUCUAAUCCAUCUAUUUAUCCACAUAUAGAAAAUAAUCGUCACUCUAAACAUGAACAAAUUUCAAUUCAUAACCAUUAUUCUCAUCAAUAUCAACUUAAACCAAAAUAUUUUGCAUUUUCGAGAUAUAGUCAGACAAUGAUUGAUGAACCCAUCGUUAGAAGAACUAAAUCAAAAAAAUCAAAAUUAAGCAAACGAAAAUAA
Molecule: messenger RNA, 261 nt
Organism: Funneliformis geosporum
Lineage: Eukaryota; Fungi; Glomeromycota; Glomeromycetes; Glomerales; Glomeraceae
Source: the annotation of a GenBank genome assembly